Molecule: messenger RNA, 1017 nt
Organism: Hydatigera taeniaeformis
Lineage: Eukaryota; Metazoa; Platyhelminthes; Cestoda; Cyclophyllidea; Taeniidae
Source: the annotation of a GenBank genome assembly
GCCGAUGGAUCUGCAAUCAUGCCCUGGUUUCACGACGUCAACUGGGACGGUAACGGUCUUCCAAAGGCAUCAACUUUACAGACACUUAUCGAUGGUGAUGCCUUCGGUCUCUUCGUAUCGCUAGCAUGUGAGCUAGCACUCUCAGACAUGCCACAGGGUAUCAGCGAGGCUUUUGCGUGCUUUGAGAUUGCCCAAGAAACUCUCUCUCAAGAAAAUAGUAGCGGCAGAAAAAGCCUAAACGAGGCCUCCAAUAGCGGCUUCAUACACUGCGUCAUUACGCCCUACCUCCUGCGAGCAUUCUUGAGAUGGGAUGAGGUCGUCAAUGAAAUGCCCUUUGCAGUAACGAAUGAUGAUCCAAAUCACGAUUUCAAGAGAACGAUUAGUCAGUUGAUCGAUUACCUCCUACUCCUUCUCAAAACUGUCGGUCUACAUUCUGCUCCCCUGGAAGAUGUUGCUUCUAUCCUUUCGUUACUGCGGCAGGACAGCAUGAAAAACAAGACUGCCACAUUGCUUCGAACCCUAACAAGCAUAAUUCGACCGACGAAAUCUCCAGUUUUGGGUCAACCGAACGGACUUUUCUCCUGGUUUGAAUUCGAAAGCCCCACUGAUAGCCUCCUCAUUGUUCCCUCGGUGGAGGCCGAUGACCAUUCUGUCAUUGAUGAGUGUACAUCUUUCGCCGGUAGGAAGCGACUCAGCGAAUUCAUUCCCAAGACUCUUGGAUCGGAUAGCGAUCAGGACCAGGCAGCCAACACGGACAGCGCAUCACUUUAUCCAGGUGUUCAAGGCUUGACUUUCUUCUUCUGGAUCUACUUCGAUUCACUUUCUUUCCAGUCUUCGUCAUCGAAACCACAACGUGGCUGUCUUCUUCGAAUGCUUUCUGUUGCUGGAAACGGUCUGGAAAUCUUCCUCUCCGCCACAGGAGAACUCUUCGUAGCCACAGCAAACUCUGGCGAAUUCUACUAUAUCCCAGUGAGCAACUUUUUAUCACUUUUUCAUGAUCACCGUAGUUCGGGCUAA